AUGCAACAAGGAAGUAGUUCAAGCGGAUCGGGAAUGUCUUUGGAAGAUAUUAUCAAGAGUUUAGCCAUAAGUACUCAAACAUUUCAAAAUGAGACCAAGGCGAGUAUCAAGACUUUGGAGCAACAAAUGACUCAACUCGCCACUUCUGUGAGUAAAUUGGAGUCACAAGGCAAACUACCCGCACAAACCGAAAAGAAUCCAAAGCAUAAUGCAUGUGCAAUCACUUUAAGAAAUGGCAAAGAAUAUGAAGGUCCAAAAAUGAUUGAAGAAGAAGAAGAGAUGGAGUUAGAGAAAGAAGAAGAGAAGUCAAAAGCACCUUCAAAGAAAGUUACCAUUGAAGUAAAAGUCACUCCUCCUCCAUUUCCCACAAGGUUAAGCAAGUCAAAGCGUGAAAGGGUAGACAAUGAGAUUAUGAAGAUGUUCAGAAAGGUUGAGGUAAAUAUUCCUCUUAUUGAUGCCAUCAAGCAAGUCCCUAGAUUAAAAGGGAAUGAAACAGUCAAAAUAGGUGAAAAUGUAUUUGCAGUGUUACAGAAAAGACUACCUAAAAAAUGUAAGGAUUCGGGUGUUUUCAUAGUUCCUUGCAAGUUAGGUAAUCUUCAUCUUCCACGAGCUCUGCUAGACCUUGGAGCUUCUAUCAAUGUUUUUCCAUAUUCUAUUUUCAAAACUUUAAAUAUUGGCAUAUUGAAGAAGACCGGGGUGAUCAUUCAAUUGGUUGAUCGGUCUUUGGUACAUCCAAAAGGUGUGCUAGAAGAUGUGUUAGUCCAAGUGAAUGAUUUAGUAUUUCCAGCAUAUUUUUAUGUCCUUGACAUGGAUGAUGAUGACUCACCAAAUUUGAGUUCAAGUCUUCUAAGAAGACCCUUUUUGAAAACAGUCUGGAGAAAAAUUGAUGUUUAUGAUGGUACAUUGUCCAUGGAGUUUGAUGGAGAGGUGAUAAAUUUCAACAUCUAUGAUGCUAUGAGAUAUCCAAAGAGUGCAAGCAAGUUUUUGAUCAGUUGA
This is a messenger RNA of Lactuca sativa (garden lettuce), 996 nucleotides long. RefSeq lists its product as uncharacterized. The record is from RefSeq and is a predicted model, not a curated record. NCBI's taxonomy places the organism in Eukaryota, Viridiplantae, Streptophyta, Magnoliopsida, Asterales, Asteraceae.